Molecule: messenger RNA, 1773 nt
Organism: Lodderomyces margitis
Lineage: Eukaryota; Fungi; Ascomycota; Pichiomycetes; Serinales; Debaryomycetaceae
Gene: HIS7
Product: imidazoleglycerol-phosphate synthase
Exons: 1
Coding region: 1-1773 (590 amino acids)
Biological process (GO): L-histidine biosynthetic process
Molecular function (GO): oxo-acid-lyase activity; imidazoleglycerol-phosphate synthase activity
Source: RefSeq, a predicted model, not a curated record
AUGACACAACUAGUUCACAUUAUAGAUGUAGAGAGCGGGAACUUACAAUCCCUUUCUAAUGCCAUCAAACGCAUCAAUCCCGACUACACCAUCAAAUUUAUCCACAACGAAUCGGAAUUUCUUGCCCUUGAUCAUGAAAUCACCAAAUUGAUAUUCCCAGGAGUAGGCAACUAUGGCCAUUUUGUUCGCCAAAUUUAUGAAAGAAACCUUGAUAAACAUAUUGAGAAGUAUAUUAACGAUGAUCGAGAAUUAAUGGGGAUUUGUGUUGGAUUACAAGCAUUUGCGGAUGGAUCUGAAGAAAGUCCAGGUGAACAAGGGUUGCGAGUUUUAGGUUUACAGUUGAAGAAAUUUAAUGUUGAUGAUCCAGCUUAUGUCGAACGUGGAACUAAGAAAGCUGUACCCCAUAUUGGAUGGAAUAGUAUUGAAGAGAUUACUGUUGCCGGUGAUGAUAUAAGCUCCGAUAAGUCCUUGUUUAAUUUGAACUUGAACAACAAGUAUUAUUUUGUUCAUUCAUACGCUGCUAUUAUCGAUCAAGAGUCGAGUGAAAAGUUGGACAAGUUGCGUGGUCAAGGUUGGAAUUUUGCCAUUGCAAGAUAUGGAACUGAGAGGUUUUUAGCUGCUAUUAAUAAAGGAAAUUUAUUUGCUACACAGUUUCAUCCUGAAAAAUCAGGAAUUGCUGGAUUAAAGAUUAUAAAAGCAUUCCUUGAAGGGGAAAAGUUUCCCGUGGUUCAUAAAUCUGAUAUCCAACAACAGCCAAAAGAUAUUGAAGACACUAUUAGUGGAUUGACGAGAAGAAUCAUUGCUUGCUUGGAUGUAAGGACAAAUGAUGAUGGGGAUUUGGUUGUGACUAAAGGUGAUCAGUACAAUGUGCGUGAGACAAAUAGUGACUCAGAGUCAAGUGCUGUGAGAAAUUUGGGUAAACCAGUUGAAUUAGCCACAAGGUACUAUAACCAGGGAGCUGAUGAAGUGACAUUUUUGAACAUCACCUCAUUCAGGAACUCUCCAUUGAAAGAUUUACCCAUGUUGGAAGUUUUGAGACGUGCAGCUGAAACCAUAUUUGUACCAUUGACAGUUGGUGGUGGUAUCAAAGAUAUGCAAGAUCCGGAAACUGGUAAAACUGUGCCAGCUGUACAAGUUGCUGAUUUGUACUUCAGGUCGGGUGCUGAUAAGGUCAGUAUUGGAUCAGAUGCAGUAGCCAUUGCUGAGCAAUACUAUGCCAAUAAUAAACAAAAGACUGGUUCAACAUCUAUUGAAACUAUAUCCAAAACAUUUGGAAAUCAAGCUGUUGUUAUAUCGGUUGAUCCCAAAAGACGAUAUGUUGCUUCACCAAAGGAUACUAAGAUGCAAACCAUUCACAUUACUGAUCCAACAAAAUACGGGCCCAAUGGUGAACAGUAUUGCUAUUACCAAGUCACAUCACAAGGUGGAAGAAAAACACACGAGUUGGGUGCUUUGGAAUUAUGUCUUGCUUGUGAAGAUUUGGGAGCUGGAGAAAUUUUGUUAAAUUCGAUUGAUCACGAUGGUUCAAACAAGGGUUUCAAUUUGGAAUUGUUGAAUCAAAUCAAGUCGCAAGUGUCGAUACCUGUUAUUGCUAGUUCUGGUGCUGGAAAUCCACAACAUUUCCAACAAGUGUUUGAAAUGGAGUGUGGCAUUGAUGCUGCUUUGGGAGCAGGAUUGUUUCAUCGUGGCGAGUACACUGUUAAUGAUGUCAAGCAUUAUUUGCAAGAAAAGGGAAAGAUGGAUGUAAGAUUGGAUGAUGAUGUAGCAUUGUAA